UAAUUAUUAUUAUAAGAUCCUUGCGAUAAAAAGCGAGGGUAAAGUUAGGUGGUGGGAACCUCGGCGGGCGGGGAGAUAGAGAGAAGGGGUAAAGGAUGCAAUUAAUUAGGAUUAAGGAUGCGUCGCGAAUCGUUUUAGGGUUAUUACCACCCCUUUAAAAACCGCUCGCUUCCCCCUUCUCCCUUCUCCAACCCAUUUCUCUCCCCCUCUCUCGCUGGGGAUAGUUUUUAGUGUUAUUUCUUCGCCGGUCUCAUACCCCGAGAGUUCUCUCCUCUAUUGGAGAGGAGAUCUCGCAGGAUACAUCGGGCGAUCGCGAUUGGAGAUGGCGAUCUCGAAUUCCGAGGGGGAUUCCGUCGCAAAAGAAGGGGAAAGGAAGCGGAAGCGGAGGGCUGAGGUUCGACCGUCACCGUCCAAGUGGAGGACCGAGAGCAAGCAGAAGCUCUACUCCUCGAAGCUCCUCGAAGCCCUGCGGCGCGUCCGCCGCGGGGCGCCGGCGGAGCCUCCGCGGAGCCGCGCCGUCCGGGAGGCAGCUGACCGCGCUCUGGCGGUGGCCGCGCGUGGCCGGACGCGGUGGAGCCGGGCAAUCCUCUCCACCCGGGCGCUCCAGCUCAAGUCGCGCAAGCGGCGGCCCGCCGGUCCCGCUGCCCGGCCGAAGAAUCCAUUCGCCGAUGCGGCGGAGAAGAGGAGAUCGCCGGUGCUGCAGCGGAAGGCGAGGGUCCUCGGCCGGCUGGUACCGGGUUGCCGGAAGCUCUCCUUCCAGACGCUCCUCGAAGAGGCCUCCGACUACAUCGCCGCGCUCGAGAUGCAGGUCCGCACCAUGAGCACCCUCACCGAGAUCCUCUCCUCCUCCUCCUCCGCCUCCGGCGCGCCGCCAUCCGACCAGCUCGGCUCGUCUCAGCCGUUCUGACCUGGCCGCUCCGGCCGCAGGUCAUUUUCCCCGCCAUCCACCCAACCCUUCUCCCAUCUCUUUUUUCCGCCUUAUUUUCUCCUUUUAAAAUUCAUGUAAUUUACUGUAAAUUUCUACC
Molecule: messenger RNA, 1025 nt
Organism: Elaeis guineensis (African oil palm)
Lineage: Eukaryota; Viridiplantae; Streptophyta; Magnoliopsida; Arecales; Arecaceae
Product: transcription factor bHLH148
Biological process (GO): regulation of DNA-templated transcription
Molecular function (GO): protein dimerization activity
Source: RefSeq, a predicted model, not a curated record